AUGAAAGUAGACAAUAAAACACAACUUUCAGAAUUCCUUCUCCUGGGAUUCUCAGAGGUCCCAGCAUUGCAGCCUGUCAUAUUUGGGCUCUUCCUCUCCAUGUACCUGGUUACUGUGGCUGGGAACCUGCUCAUUGUCCUGGCCAUCCUCUCAGACCCCCACCUCCACACGCCCAUGUACUUCUUCCUCUCCAACCUAUCCUUGGUGGACGUCUGCUUCACCUCCACCACCGUCCCCAAGAUGCUGGUGAACAUCCAGACGCAGAGCAAAGCCAUCAGCUAUGCAGGCUGCAUCACCCAGAUGUUCUUCUUCAUCCUAUUUGUUGGGUUGGAUGACUUUCUUCUGGCUGUGAUGGCCUAUGACAGGUUUGUGGCCAUCUGUCACCCUCUGCAUUACAUGGUCAUCAUGAACCCCCGGCUCUGUGUGCAGCUGGUCCUGGCUUCCUGGAUCCUCAGUGUCCUGCAGGCCAUGUUACACAGCUCAAUGGUGCUGCAACUAUCGUUUUGCAUACACUUGGAAAUCCCUCACUUUUUUUGUGAACUGAGUCAGGUGCUUCGCAGUGUCUGCUCUGAUACCUUUCUCAAUGACCUCAUGAUCUAUUUCACAUCUGUGCUGCUGGGAGGUGGUCCCCUGGCUGGGAUCCUUUACUCCUAUUCUAAGAUUAUCUCUGCCAUCCGUGCAAUCUCGUCAGCUCAGGGGAAGAACAAAGCCUUUUCCACCUGUGCCUCUCACCUCUCCAUCGUCUCCUUAUUUUAUUGCACAGGGCUAGGUGUGUAUCUUGGUUCUGCCAUUUCUCAAAACCCACACUCAACUGCCACGGCCUCGGUGAUAUACACCGUGGUCACCCCCAUGCUGAACCCCUUCAUCUACAGCCUAAGGAACACAGACAUGAAGAGGGCUCUGAAAAGAUCAUUGGGAGGAAAAUCCUAA
Molecule: messenger RNA, 930 nt
Organism: Lepus europaeus (European hare)
Lineage: Eukaryota; Metazoa; Chordata; Mammalia; Lagomorpha; Leporidae
Product: olfactory receptor 7A10-like
Exons: 1
Coding region: 1-930 (309 amino acids)
Biological process (GO): G protein-coupled receptor signaling pathway
Cellular component (GO): membrane
Molecular function (GO): G protein-coupled receptor activity; olfactory receptor activity
Source: RefSeq, a predicted model, not a curated record